This is a messenger RNA of Melampsora larici-populina 98AG31, 483 nucleotides long. RefSeq lists its product as uncharacterized. The record is from RefSeq and is a predicted model, not a curated record. NCBI's taxonomy places the organism in Eukaryota, Fungi, Basidiomycota, Pucciniomycetes, Pucciniales, Melampsoraceae. Bases 1 to 483 code for a protein of 160 amino acids. The transcript has a single exon.
AUGAAAUCAUUCUUUUUAGUUAUACUUUUCUUUCCAUCUUUCUUAGCUUUACCUACUCCAUUCAUCAAAUCACUAAGAUUCCAAACCGAUCGACCAACUUCAAUCAGACUAGCCAGACGUCAUUUACUACAAACAAUCUUACCAGAUCAUCAAGAAGUUCAUCAAACCCGUCUUCAUAAACGAGCCUUUAGUCGAAUGAGUCAAGCAAUUUUACCAGGUAUGAGAAGUGGAGCUCAACAUUUAGAUGCAACAAAUAUGAUACCUACUAGUGCUAUCAGUACUUAUGGUAGAUUGAUGGAUGGCUUUACUGUUCCUACUAACUUUGUUGUUAAAGAUGAUGUUUUUAAUCAAGCUGUCAAACUUAGACAGAUGGAUGACACUUUCGAUAUAUAUGAUGGUUUUCUACCUCAGCCAGGAUUAAAUGUUGGUCAACUUUUUUUGUUUUGUUUUGUUGGAAUCUUUUGUCUUCCUUCAAAAAGCUGA